Molecule: messenger RNA, 4282 nt
Organism: Cuscuta epithymum
Lineage: Eukaryota; Viridiplantae; Streptophyta; Magnoliopsida; Solanales; Convolvulaceae
Source: the annotation of a GenBank genome assembly
CUUGAGCAGUUUAGUCCUUGAUGAAGGAAAUGAUCAUAUCAAAGAAGAUAUCCGAGGGGAAUUUCCCGAUGAGACUCUUUUCUCUCUCAAGGAAAUUCGCCCUUGGUACGCUCACAUUGUUAAUUUCCUUGUUCUAAACAGGUUUCCACCAAGCUUCUCUAAAGCUCAAAAAGAGAAGCUCCAACACGAUGCAAAACACUACAUAUGGGAUGAACCAUACUUGUGGAAACAUUGCAAAGAUCAAGUCAUUAGAAGGUGCAUCCCUGAAACAGAGAUUGCAUCCAUCCUUGCCUUUUGCCACUCCCAUGCAUGCGGUGGACACUUUGGAGGCAAACGAACGGCCAUGAAGGUACUUGAAUGCGGUUUUUGGUGGCCGAGCUUAUUUCGGGAUGCCCACAUCUUUUGUCAAUCUUGCGACAAUUGCCAACGCAUGGGCAACAUAUCUCGAAAGCAUGAGAUGCCACAAGUACCAAUGCUCUACGUAGAAAUCUUUGAUGUAUGGGGAAUAGAUUUCAUGGGACCUUUUCCUAACUCCCAUGGGAAUCUAUACAUUCUUUUGGCGGUGGACUAUGUUUCGAAAUGGGUGGAAGUCAAAGCCACCAAGACCGAUGACGCCAAAGUGGUAACGGACUUUCUCAAGACCCGAAUCUUUUCAAGGUUUGGAGUACCACGAAUUUUGAUAAGUGAUAGGGGCACUCACUUCCACAACAAAACUGUGAGUACCCUGUUGAAAAAAUAUGGUGUCAUCCACAAGCUCUCCACCGCCUAUCACCCACAAACAAACGGCCAAGCCGAGGUUUCGAACAGGGAGUUGAAGUCUAUACUCCAAAAGACGGUGAACCCUAACCGUAAAGAUUGGAGUCUUCGGAUAGAUGAUGCCUUGUGGGCAUAUAGAACCGCUUUCAAAACACCAAUUGGAAUGUCUCCCUAUAGACUUGUGUUCGGGAAGGCCUGCCAUCUCCCAGUCGAACUCGAACAUAAGUCUUAUUGGGCGGUAAAAACAUUCAAUCUUGACAUGGAGCAAGCGGGGAUGCAAAGGAAGCUUCAACUCCAAGAACUAGAGGAACUUCGACUUGAGUCCUAUGAGAACGCCGCCAUCUACAAGGAAAAGACAAAGGUAUGGCAUGAUAAAAUGAUAAUGAGAAAGGAUUUCCAAAUCGGAGACAAAGUCCUUCUCUUUCUCUCACGCCUUCGUCUUUUCCCCGGUAAACUGAGGUCACGAUGGGAAGGACCAUUCGAGGUAGUCAAAGUCUACCCCCACGGAGCAGUUGAAAUAAAGAGCCUCGACACCGGCAAAAUCCUCAAGGUUAACGGCCAUCAACUCAAACCGUUCCUUGAAAGCUUUUCUAAAGAAAGCGUUGAAUGCAUGGAUCUCGUCGAUCCAAUCUAUGAAGAAUGAACUAUACCAUGGCGUCGUGCCGCGACGUAAAAUUAGGCGCUUCUUGGGAGGCAACCCAAGCAAGGUAUGUCUUCUUUUAAUCUUAUUUCAUUAUGUGUGCGUUUCAAAAAAUGAAAAAAAAAAUGAGAAAAAAGUGUAUCUGGGGACAUGCCCGAUCGAGUACUCUGUAAUACUUGGUCGGGUAUGGGCAAAAAAAGGGGACCCGGUUUCCAUACUCGAUCGAGGUGCAAAUCAAUUUUCAAAGAUACAGGCAUACUCGCUCGAGUAUUGGAACAUACCCGGUCGAGUAUGCCUGGAAAAUCAACUCCAUCGGAAGCCUGCCUCUGAGGCCCGAUCGAGUACAUAUCCAUACUCGGUCGAGUAUUUGUGGAAAGAUAAAAAGAAUAACCCACUGCCUCCUAUACCCGAUCGAGUACAUAUCAAUACUCGGUCGAGUAUACGUGGAAAAACAACUUUUCUGCCCCCCUGCCUCCGGUACCCGAUCGAGUAUACAGGGAUACUCGAUCGGGUACCCCUGCGAUUUAUACCCAAACAACACCCAAAAAUACUUCAUCUUCCCCAAACAAACUCCAAACUUCGAACCCCUCUCACCCAAAACUCCAUUUUGCUACCUUCUCUCUACCAAAACUCCCUCAUUUCUCCACCAAAUCAUCCCAUUUCACAACCAAAAUACUCCCCUCACUCUCCUCUCCAUAUCUAUACCAACAAAUCACCUUUCCCCCAAAUAUCCAACAAAUCCAAAAAAAACCCUACCCCAUUCGAAUUUUUUGGAUUCCAAGCUCAAAAUCAUCAACAAUGGCACCAAGGAAGAAUAGGGGGGAAAGCUCAAGCACCAUAGCACCCAUCCCGGGCUUUGAAGACAUCAUUCCCGCCGACGCCGAACACCGAACUAGACUCCUAUCAACAACAAAAAGGCAAGUAAAACCUUCACGUUUUCUAUGUCAUGAUGCUCUACGUGAAUUAGGAGUCUAUAAGAGUAUGAAAAGGUUCUUUUAUGAGUUGCAUAUGGAUCGUAUUUUCAAAAUGAGAUACAACUCAAAUGCAAGAAUUAUCUAUGAAUUCAUAAGCUCGGUGCAAUUUGAGAGUGAUGAGGAUGAUUUUAGGGAUGAUAAACUCAAGUUUCGUUUAUUCAAUCAAAGUUAUUCGAUUACAAAACUUGAGUUUGCCGAACAUUUUUGCAUCCCCGUGCCCUACGAGAGAGCCAUCUCAGAUAACACCAUCUUCGGGCACACCCUAUGGACAAAGAUGACUGGGGAAGUGAAAUUUAGUUCCUCCCAAAUGUAUAUUAGUCAUGUCCAACACCCCGUCCUCCGGUUAUUCUUGAAAUUUUUAGCCAAUUGUUUGCUUGGACGUCCCAACAACCACCACACUAGGAUCGGGGACGUGUGUUUGAUAUCUGUGGCUUUAUUCCGUCGUCACGUAGACUUCAAUCUGUGCAAUCUUAUGUGGGCACAUCUAAAAAAAGAAAGUUUAGCCAAAGGUGCCAUAGUUGUGGGUGGAGUGAUAAUGCACUUAGCAAGUAAGUUUGGGUAUACAGAUAACUCCCCUAUACCCGACUAUUGCUUGAUGGAUAUGGGUUGGUUGGGACGCUCGGGAUGUACAUCUUUUUCCCAUACAGUUUAUAUUGGGGACCAACCAAAAAACAUGUACAAUUGGGUCAUACACGUACAACCUGUCCAAUACUUCCUAAUGCCAAGCCAAGACACCCCCAAACUACGCUACAAACCGGAGUUCGAGGAGCCUCACUACCUAUUCCCUCACGAUCUCCCACCACAUUUCCAAGAGCCUCAAGCCCAAGACCCCCCCGAAGAUCAACCCGACCAACAACCUCAACCCGAGCAAUACGAACCCGAGGAUGCACUUCCCUACAUGCCCGAACAGAACCAAGUUUUCCCACCCCCCGAUUACUUCCAACAACUCCUUGAAGGGUUCAACAAAGUCACCAAUGAAGUUGGAAAAUAUCGGGAGGAACAAAGAGCGGGAUUCCAAAGACUAGAGGAACAACGGGCCGAAGACAACCGAAGGUAUGAAGAAGAUCAACGUAGGUUCUAUGGACCUAUGUAUUCUUACAUGGCUCAUCAAGGCCAAUUCCACACCAUGGCUCAACCACCACCACCCCCCUCUUGGUAUGACCCCACUCAAUGGGGAAAUUUCGGAGGAUCUAGCUCCGGGGGUGGAGGUUUUGAUGGCAGGGAUGACGGCGGGGAUACUCACAUGGGAGACGGGAACUUUGGAGGAGGAUUUGGAGGCGGCUUCUACGGCGGAGAAGGCGGGCACUAGGGACAGUGCUUGGACUGAGAAGGGGGGAGACUCCUCAUGGAACUCAUUUGAUCUCUUGGAAGAAGAAGAAGAAGAAGAAAAAGGAGAAGAGGAAGAGAAGAUGAACACUAGAAGACCAUAAAACCCAAGAUGACAUUUGUAAUUUGAGCAUUAAAACUCAUAUUUUAUCCUUGGUGGUCUUUGUGUUUUUAUCUUGUUAAAACUAUUGAAACUCUGGGAAUCUUUACACUUGUAAACAUUGAACUUUACUCGAGGACGAAUAAAGAACUAAGUGUGGGGGAGUUGAUACGUUUGUAAUUUCCGUGUGUUUAUUUACAUUUUUAGUUAGUUUUGGUUGUUUAGUAUUUCGGAAAUUACACACUUUCGGUGUAAUAGUUUAGUUUGUUAAAUUCUUGUAAAUUGUUUAGAUUAGGUUUAUUCUGAGCUCAAACAGGUCUAACAUCACUCAAAGACAGUUGGUGAAACCCAAAAAGUGGAAAGAACGUGCAAAAUCACAAGACAAAAGAAGGAAAUCCUGAUUUUUGUCUAUACUCGGUCGAGUAUCUCCUAUACUCGAUCGAGUAUCUGGUUGAAAUUUCAAAUCGGAUCGAAUCCGAAAACAAA